Molecule: messenger RNA, 5822 nt
Organism: Colias croceus (clouded yellow)
Lineage: Eukaryota; Metazoa; Arthropoda; Insecta; Lepidoptera; Pieridae
Product: cadherin-87A-like
Exons: 36
Coding region: 322-5784 (1820 amino acids)
Biological process (GO): homophilic cell-cell adhesion
Cellular component (GO): plasma membrane
Molecular function (GO): calcium ion binding
Source: RefSeq, a predicted model, not a curated record
CACAAUACCACGGUGGCAAGUAACAAUUUUUUGGGGAAACAAGUUAAAAACCUAGUGACCGCGAGUUUUUACUAAAAAAAGUGACAAAGUGCGUGUACUUUCCCGUUUCGUGGCCGAUUUGUUCGUGUUUAGUGAUUGUUUGUGUCAAUUUGUAUUCAGUGAAGCCGAUGUCGGAAUCUUGUAGCUACGGUAUUGAAUCGUGAAGUUUUGUCUGAAAUUUAACAUACCUACCUAGAUGCUGCAGCCUCCUUUGCGUCGAAAUACCCGGAUAUAUGCCAUGCUACUUUAAUUUGAACUUUUACAAACGAUAAUAGUUACGACAUGGCGAUAAGAUGGCUUCCGAUUGUGCUAUGGGCAACUAUAUUUAUUCGACCAGGAUGUCCCAAAGGCCUGCCAGUAUUUGUCCAGGAUAUGGAUAACCUGCCGCUAUCAGAGAGCACGCCAGUCGGCGAGGUGGUGUACACUUUGCUGGGAACCGACCCUGAGGGGUUACCUAUUAAAUAUGGUCUAGUGGGAACAGAUAAAUUUUCUGUGAACACCAAAACUGGAGAGGUCACGCUUGUUCAACCGUUGGACAGAGAGAAAGAAGAUACAAUAAAGUUCCUAGUGGUAAUCGAGAGUCUGGACCCAGAUGCUGCGAUCAACCUGGUACAGACUCAGCCCGUUACCGUCAUCGUUCUAGAUGAGAACGACAAUCCGCCUAUAUUUAAAAAUAGUCCCUAUGAAGUAGAUGUGCCUGAAGACGAAGCAAUAGGCACAACAAUAUUACGGAAUAUAGAAGUAGAAGAUAAAGAUUCAGUCGGAGACAGUCUGGAAGUUGGAUGUAUUGUAAAUGAACAGUGGCCCGAUGUCUGCGAUUAUUUCGAAGUAGUGAGCCUGGAAUCGACAGCCAAUAAGUAUACAGGCGCUUUAGUGCUACGAAAACAGUUGGAUUAUAAUGAGAAGCAAUUCUAUCAGUUUCAAUUACAAGCUACGGAUGGAACACUAAAUUCCACAGCACAUGUUGAAAUAAAAGUAGUAGACGUCCAAAACAGUCCGCCAAUUUUCAGCGGAUCUCUAAGUGGCAGUCUCUCUGAAGAUGCAGCAGUUGGCAGUGUAGCGCUGGUCAUCAAAGCCAGAGAUGCGGAUAGAGCACAGCCCAGGGAUGUCAGACUUGAGCUGGUUACCAAUCCUCUUGACUUCUUUUGGCUUGACAGCAAAACUGGUGAAUUGAAAACAGCAAAGCCUCUAGACAGAGAAGCCUUAGCUGAUCCAUCGUCACCACUCAAUCUUACUGUUCGAGCAAGUGAAAUAGUAAACGGUGUGCCCAUAAUAUCAAACCUGACAUCCAGCCUAGCAACCGUCACCAUAACAAUCCGGGAUGUGAACGAUGAGCCUCCCCGCUUCAACAAGAGAGAGUACAGUGUGGAGAUACCGGAGAGCCUUCCUAUUGGUACUCCCCUGCCGAAUUUGGAUAUGGUGGUUACGGAUACUGAUGUGGGUCUAAACUCAGUAUUCAGUCUCCGUCUAUCAGACGAGCUUGGAGCAUUCAUAGUGGAACCCAGCACGGCCACGGGUAGCGCUACUGUAACAUUAAGACUGAAUUCUAGUCUGGAUUAUGAAGAUCAAAACCAGAGGAAGUUUAUUUUAGAGGUGAUAGCAGAAGAGCUGCACACAUCCCCUCGUCUUUCCUCCAAGGCCAGUGUCACGAUAUCUCUGUGGGACGUGAACGACAACGCGCCGCAGUUCGUGGAGCAGGCGCACGCGGGCAGUGUGCCGGAGGCGGGCGGCGCGGGCGCACGCGUGCUCGCCAUACGCGCUACGGAUAGAGAUACCGGACGGUUCGGUACAGAAGGCAUCGUAUACCAGCUGUCAGGCAAUGGGGCAGAUCUAUUCCACGUUGACAAUAGAAGUGGGGUGAUUUCUGUUGCCCCUUGCCCCACGCCGGGCACGCCCCCGUGCUUAGACUACGAAACAAGGAAGGACUAUUUCUUGCAAUACAAGGCGACAGACGAUGAUGGUGCUGGGCAAAUGAGCGUAGUAUCGCUUCACAUCUCAGUGACGGACUCCAAUGAUAACCCGCCGGCGUUCCUCACACCAGUGUAUCGAGCUUCUAUAGAUGAAGAUGCGUUAAAGUUCGAGCCUGAGUUACAAGUACAAGCCCGCGACCCGGACACGACGUCUGACAUCCGCUACUCCAUCACAGAUCCGCCAGACCAUCCGUUCUGGAUCGAUCCUGUGUCUGGUCGCAUCCUCGUCAGACCUAAUGCUACAGUGACUGCGGAGGAUAAUAGGAUCGUGCUGACUGUGCUUGCAACAGACGGAAUAUACAACGCGACCUGUAGAGUAGAGAUCACAAUUCGAGAUGUGAACAAUCACGCGCCGGCUUUCGACACGGAUCGGUAUGAAGCUGACAUCGCGGAAGAUGCUGUUAUUGGUACGGAAAUAGCAGUGGUCCACGCAACGGAUCUGGACAGCGGAGUGAACUCAGAAAUUAAAUACAACAUACAGAAGGGCGCGUUAGAUGCGUUCUCUAUAGAUAGUGUGUCCGGGGUCGUUAGUGUUGCGGCUAAACUGGACUAUGAUAAACGGAACACGUACAGGAUACAAGUUGUUGCUACUGAUUCCGGUAUCCCCAGCCUCACCGGCACAACCGAACUAACAGUCCACGUGAUCAACGUAAACGACAAACUCCCCAACUUCACGCCGCCCAUCCAACGCGCGGAAGUUUCCGCCGACGCAGCACCCGGCACCAUUGUGCAUAACUUGAUAGCUGUGGACCCGGAUAUCAGUGAUAAUGGGAUGCUGGUCUUUGGGAUGGAAGCUGGGGUGAAAGCGGUUGAUAAGAAUGGGAAAGAGGUGACAAACGAAGGCACCCUGAGGUCCUGGUUCAAGGUCCUCUCCAACGGCAGCGUGGUGGUGGACCGGCAGCUCGACAGAGAAGUGGCUGCUGUGGUCACUGUGCCUGUUGUUGUUACUGAUGCGUCUGCGCCUAACUUGCAGAGGACUGAGGGAGAGCUAAUAAUCAACAUAGUAGACGUGAACCGUCAUGCCCCCGUGUUCACACAGCCCUCGUACUUGGAACGAGUGCCUGAAGAGCAGCCAAUCGGAACUGUUCUAGCGACUUAUACCGCUACGGACAGUGAAACACCGAUAUCGGCGAUUGUUAUACACCCCCCUAGCCCGUACUUUGAGAUUGAUAAUGUUACCGGCAUCGUAAAAAUAAUCAAACGAAUCGACUACGAAUCAACCCAUUCCAUAAACUUCACGCUCAUCGCUAUGGACUCCGGUGUGCCCCAAUUGUCCACAUCAGCGGGGGUGUUGGUCCAAGUGGUCAAUGUGAAUGAUGAGGAGCCUGUGUUCUCAAGGGAGCAGUACGAGGGCAGUGUGUAUGAACAUGCACCUGUUGGUAGUACUGUGCUCACUGUGCACGCUGACGAUGGGGAUGAGGGAGAAUACGGAGAAGUACGCUACUCACUAACCGGUGAUCAGUCCCCACUGUUCACCAUUGACCCAUCAUCAGGGGUGAUCAGUGUGGCUGACAACAUAGACCGGGAGACUGUAGCAGAAGUGAGGUUACGAGUGGUCGCUACCGAUAAGGCCCCUGCACAUUUGAGCAAGAGUACUAGUGUGCCGUUGCAUAUAAAAAUCCUGGACAUAAACGACAACCCGCCGAUAUUCAGUCAGAAAGUAUACAAAAGUACAAUCGCCGAGAAUCUCCAAUUAAACCCACCGGCCGCCAUCUUGCAAGUGUUGGCGGAAGAUAAAGAUGAAGGGAUCAAUGGAAAAGUGACCUAUAAUAUUACGGAGCAGAGUGUACCAGGCACAUUCACAGUAGACCCAUCCUCGGGUAUAAUCUACCCAUCAAAACCCGUAAUGGGCGACAACACAUACACAUUGACCGUAACCGCGUCUGACGGUGACGGUCACGGGUCCACGGAUACAGCCCGCGUGGAUAUACACGUGGUUAGCGUGAACAGACAUACACCCGUGUUUGUGGCCCCGCCUUUGGAAACGAGAAGUGUGGAGAUUCCUGUGAACGCAGCACAAGCAGACUAUCUAGUAACAACUAUAAAAGCAGUCGACGCGGAUACAGGCGAAAAUGGCCGUGUGUCGUACUACCUUAAGGUCGAUAAUCGCAACGUGCUCGAGACGCAGGAGUUCAGUCUAGACCCUAAUAGUGGUCAAUUGAGGACUAAGACGUUCUUGGAUCGGGAUAUACAGCCUGAAUAUCAGUUAGUGAUAGCAGCAGUAGACAACGGAACCCCAGCCCAGUUUGAAAGCCUGCGCGUGCUCACGAUCAUACUCAUUGACAAUGAAGACCACGCGCCGGUGUUUCAAGAGCCUGUACAUAUGUUUACUGUGGCUGAAAACCUGCCCAGUGGCAUUAUUAUUGGCUCAGUAAAAGCAAUAGACAAGGAUUCAGGUGAAAAUGGUAGAAUAUUCUACCACGUGCUAGAAGGUAACCAAGAUGGCGCCUUCACGCUCGAUAGAACGCAAGGGAUCAUCAGAGCGAACGUCAGUUUUGAUAGAGAAAAACGCGACGAAUACUCAAUGACGAUAUACGCAAGCAACAACCCGAUACUUGAGCACGCAGCGGCCAUUUUGAAUUCCAUAGACAACUCCACAGAUAGCCAAGAUGGCAGCUUCACUGUGGUGAAGGUUAAAAUAUUAGAUGAGAAUGAUAAUGCGCCGAAAUUCGAAAAUAAUCUUUAUUAUGCUGGUGUAAAGCACACAGCACGAAUCAACGAGCCCAUAGCCACAGUGCUGGCCCUGGACCCGGACCUGGGCCCCAACGGCACGCUGCUGUACGCCAUAGCGGCCUCCAACCUGUACAAGUUCGGCGCGCAGGCCUCCAGCGGCAGUGUCGUGCCUUCGCCCUUCAACAUCACGCAGGACGGUAUACUAGUAACGGCGACAUUCAUGUCGGAGUACAACCAGGAUCGCUUCGUGUUAGACAUUAUCGCACAAGAGGAAGCACCUCCGCACCGACAGGCGAAGGCGCAGGUUUAUGUGUGGAUAAUCGACCGCAGCGCGUUACUGCGGCUGGUGGUGUCGCACGGGUGCGGCGGGCCGCUGGCGGGCGCGGCGCGGCGGCUGGGCGGCGCGGCGCACGCGCUGCUCGUGGCGGGCCGCCGCCUGCCGCUCGUGCAGGCCCGCCGGCAGGCCGACUGGUGCGAGAUCCACCUGCACGCAGUAGACCCGUCCACUUGGCAAGUGCUCCCAGUAGACCGGGUGCUGGAGAACAUCGACUCGAAGUACGACGAGCUGAAGGACGUGUACCAGCAGUACGGGGUCGAGACCCUGGUCGCUGCCAGUGCUGCUUCCAAAGUACCGGACAGUUUCGACCCCGCUCUGGCGACAUUAAUAGCACUAUUAAUAGUGCUCUUCACGGGAAUUGUUACAUUUGUAGUGGUGUGCGCCUGCCUCAAACACUGGGUAAUCCCCCCACCAUCGCUCCAAUCAAGCAAAGGCGACAGUCUUGCCCGGCGACGAAUUCUCGAAGAACUCAGUACUACAGAGAACCCAUUGUGGUUAGAAGCCAAGUUACGGCCGUAUGAGGAACAAGAACUGACCAUGAACGUGUUCGCUGACCAGCAAGAGGCGCAGGACCAGCCUACGGUAGACAACACGUACGCGACGAUAGCGUGCGGGCGCGAGCGGCUCGGCGACUACGCGACGCUCGGCCGCCACUCGCCCGACGCGCACGAAACCGCUAUGGGCUUCCAGGGUAGCACAUUCAAACCCCCAACAGCGAACACCCCGGAGCCCCCGCCGCGCCCCGCGGGGUUGGGACCCCUAUAAAUUUUUACAUCUAGAUAUUAAAGUAGAUAAAUUUAUUG